Ceratitis capitata (Mediterranean fruit fly) is the source of this 844-nucleotide messenger RNA. RefSeq names its product troponin C (gene TpnC4). Gene Ontology annotation, molecular function: enzyme regulator activity; calcium ion binding. The transcript is spliced from 6 exons. The coding region runs from base 212 to 673 and encodes 153 amino acids. NCBI's taxonomy places the organism in Eukaryota, Metazoa, Arthropoda, Insecta, Diptera, Tephritidae. The record is from RefSeq and is a predicted model, not a curated record.
GCCAAUAAAAGUGCCUUUAAUUCGAUCUGAUCGAAAGGUAAUUUUUUAAUUGAUGCAAAUCACAACUCUUGAGUGAUUAUCGAAAUUCGGUAGCGUGAACACGUCAAUCGAUAGCCGUACGCAGGAAAACGGUGAACUCUAAAGGAUAAUCAACUCAUAUAAAUAUUUGACUUAAUUCUCAUUUACAAGCAAAUAUAUAUAACUUGGAAAAAUGACUGAGGCUGAAUACGAUAAGGAGCAGCUGAGAAUCAUGCGCAAUGCCUUCAAGGCGUUCGAUCACGAUGAGCGUGGAUAUAUCGAAUACAAGGAUGUGCAGACCAUUGUCGAAAUACUCGGCCAAAAGCUGGAUGAUAAAGCCAUAAAAGCCUUAAUUAAGGAGGUAGACAAAGCAAAUUCGGGCAAAUUAGAUUUUUCACAAUUCUGCAAAUUAGCUGCGCGCUUCGUUGAAGUCGAAGACGAUGCGCCCGCCUUGGUUAGUGAAUUGAAGGAAGCGUUUCGCGUUUACGAUAAGGAGGGCAAGGGUUAUCUCACAGUACAGGUACUUCGUGACAUUCUACGUGAAUUGGAUGAUAAGCUAUCGGCCAGCGAUUUGGACAUGAUCAUCGAGGAAAUUGAUGCGGACGGUUCGGGUACCGUUGACUUCGAUGAAUUCUUGCAAGUGAUGACAGGUUAAACUACGUUUCUAGUUUUUGAGGUACAAAGAGUCUUAAGUGUCACCGUUGUGUUGCAGCAAUGAAGAAAGUUUUCGUAUUCUAAUUAAUUUACUAUAAACAAAAAUUUUGUUGUUAGAAAUUUCAUUUGUUGUUGGACUUGAGUUUAAUACAUUUUUUCCCAUUAUAUAAAA